AUGGAGCCCAAACUAAGCAUUAUCGCUUCCUUGAUCCUUUUAUUGUUAUUUUUAAACCAGUCACAAUUGAUAAUCGCGAAGAGUCCGUCUCGUAAGACACAGCCAACCAAGCAUGGAGAGGUGUACCGCGCAAAGAGUCAGAUCGAUUCUCUGAUUUACAAAUUAACACUUGAUUUAAACACCUUUAAUGAAAAGAAAAAUCUAGCUACCGUCAUGCAAAAAGAUGCCGAAAAAUUAUCUCGAAUUGCCGAAGAUGAAAUCGCCUUAUUGAAACCAGUGCAGCGUCUUUUGGAUCAACUAGUGAAGGGAAAUGCUUCAGGUGGAAAUCAAAGCUGUUUUUGCGGCAUUCGUGGUGGUAAAACAGCAAUAAACAUUGCGACAAAAAGCUCUCCUCUGCCUAAACAUUACACUAUAACUGUACAAAGUAAGUAAAAAAUUUAAUUCCUCAAAUCGUGCCAUAUCAUCAAAUAAAUCAUCUGUAUUAUAUCCGUUUAAAAGUUUUGGACUCGGUGAUACAACAAUAAGUUGAUUGAUCCAGAAACUUUCGACAUCAGAUACCGAAACUUUAAUUUAUUAUUUUUAGUUAUUCAAGAUACAUUAUCUCUAUAAAUUGUUAAAUUGCAGCUCUUAAAUGUUACCAUUCCAAAUUUCAGUGUUUUGAAUGAACUUCACAAACAAAUUCAUGAUGCAAGUCUAGCAAAUAACAAACCGCGCGUCAAGAAUGGAGUUUACUGGAUAAAGACUGAUCUGCAAGGAAGCUCUUUAGUGCAGACUUACUGUGACAUGGCCAAUGGUGGCUGGACUCUUGUGGGAAAGAUCAGUGGCAAAGUUGGUAACAUCUACAAGACUUGGCUUGUGUCUAACCACAACACUGCAGCACUGAAAACUCCAAAAAUCACUAAAAAUAAAGAUUUUGGCUGCAUGGAUGCUCGCAGUCUGGCUGUUGAAGCAGCUUCCACGAUUCUGUUGUCCAGUGGUGAGAGGAUGGAUGGCUUAGGAAGCAAGUGGGUUAUGUGGAGACUGCCGGGAAACAGAGAAAAAGAAAAGUUUUGGAAUCAUGCUAUUGGUAAAUCCGCUGUGCAGGAGGCCGUUGUGACACCUGUACUGGUGCAUGCAUGGAAUGGAAACAAAAAGGUACCUAAGAACGCCUUUUAUUUUAAACUGUUUUAAAGGCGUUUUAUUCACAGCAGCUUUGGUCUUGAAUUAGACUUGUGUCCUUAGAAUACACAAAACACGCAUCAGGUGAAGUUUUCUGCAGUAGAACUCUCCAAAAAUUUCCACCGUAAUCAAUAUUUCGAGAAAAUGGAAGAUACGGCAGCAGUUUGUCUCAGUCGUCUAAUUCUGUUGAGUUAUUAGUUAUAAGACUGUGACAUAAUCCGUUAAGCUCGUCUUUGAAAUUGUCAUAGGUUUUAACAAAAGGCGUUGGUAAAAGUAGCUUGGAGCCCUAAAUUGUACCACAACCUAUUCAUCAUUCUGAACUUUCAAUUUUCUUUCUAUUGUCCAUAGAUCUGUUAUCAAAACGAGUUUGGGAUAAUGCCUUAUUCUCUUCAUGGAGGAUCGUAUCCCUACACGUCUCUCAAACACGGAGGCGGAAUUUUGGCUGUGAACGACUACUGUAUGGCUGUGGGUGUCAACACUAAGGGUUCUCUGGCGCACGGCUGGAGAAAUAAUGGCCAUGCUAACGAUUGUCCAAGCAGCGAUUCUGAUUGGCCCAACAAGUCGUACAAACACGGUUCCCCUUAUCUGACGGUGUGGCUCAAGUGA
Pocillopora meandrina is the source of this 1764-nucleotide messenger RNA. Lineage: Eukaryota; Metazoa; Cnidaria; Anthozoa; Scleractinia; Pocilloporidae. The record is from the annotation of a GenBank genome assembly.